Messenger RNA from Umbelopsis ramanniana AG, 549 nucleotides. RefSeq lists its product as uncharacterized. NCBI's taxonomy places the organism in Eukaryota, Fungi, Mucoromycota, Umbelopsidomycetes, Umbelopsidales, Umbelopsidaceae. Gene Ontology annotation, biological process: translational elongation; cytoplasmic translation. The coding region runs from base 22 to 345 and encodes 107 amino acids. The record is from RefSeq and is a predicted model, not a curated record. Gene Ontology annotation, molecular function: structural constituent of ribosome; protein kinase activator activity; ribonucleoprotein complex binding. Gene Ontology annotation, cellular component: cytosolic large ribosomal subunit; ribosome. The transcript is spliced from 3 exons.
AGCUCCUCCUUUCUAACCAACAUGUCUGCCGAAUUCGCCAUUGUGUACGCAGCUCUUAUCCUCCAGGACGACGGUAUUGAGAUUACCGCUGACAAGCUCUCCACCCUUGUCAAGGCCGCUAACGUCGAAGUUGAGCCCGUCUGGUUCUCCCUUUACGCCAAGGCCCUCGCUGGCCAAGACCUUGCUGGUCUCCUCAUGAACAUCGGUUCCGCUGGUUCUGCUGCCCCCGCUGCUGCUGCUGGUGGUGCUGCUGCUGGUGGUGCCGCUGAGGAAGCCGCUGCUGAAGAGAAGGAAGAGGAGAAGGAGGAGUCUGAUGACGAUAUGGGCUUCGGUCUUUUCGACUAAAGAAUUCUAUAGAUGAACUUUUGCGUAAAAACACCAGUUUUUGCCAGUCUCAUUCAAAUAAAUUCUCAACUGAUCUCAUUCCUUCCGUUUUGUGUAUGAUGAAACAUUAUUGAUAGUACAAGUUUUAUUCCAAUUCGAAGCUUGAUCUAAGUUUGGCGUAUUCAUUACAUUCACUCCCCUUCUUCGUCACUGCCAUCGCUGGCC